AAAAUUAAUCAUUGAUACAGUUUCACUUCGCUGCAGUCCGUCUGCUCGCUGCUCGAAAAAAGAAAAGAAAAUUUUCACUUCGUGUGUGUAUUUUUUCCAGCCCCUCUGGAAAAAGUGUGUUCCGUUUUCCCGUGAAAGUGUCCGUGCGCGCGUGUGCCCCCGGUGGCCGAUUCUCCGUGAAAUCUCCUCGGUGUGUCUGUGAAGUGGCCACAAAAAUUGACGACUUGGAGUGCGAAGGCGAAGGCGACGACGUUCCGGAAUGACCCAAAUGACGCAGGAAGAGAUCGUGUCCAACACGAAAACGGUGCUCCAGGGGCUGGAGGCCCUCCGGGUGGAGCACCUGACGCUGGUGUCGAACCUGUCGGAGGGCACCGAGGGCAGCAAGCGUGAAAUCGUCCGGCAAAACAUCGAGAACAUCGAGCUGGGCCUGGGGGAGGCGCAGGUCAUCGUCGUGCUGGCCUCGCACCUGCAGAACAUCGAAGCGGAAAAGCAGAAGCUGCGGACGCAGGUGCGCCGCCUGUGCCAGGAGAACGCCUGGCUCCGGGACGAACUGGCCAACACACAGCAAAAGUUGCAGGCCUCGGAGCAGUCGGUCGCCCAGCUCGAGGAGGAAAAGAAGCACCUGGAGUUUAUGGCCUCGGUCAAGAAGUACGACGACAACCAGGAGCACGAGGAAAAUUUGGAAAAGUCUCGGUCGGAUCCGGUGGUGGAGCUGUUCCCGGAGGAUGAGUCCGAGGAGCGGCAGAACAUGAGUCCGACGCCGGCGAACCAGUUUGCGAACCACGCGAACGCCGGCUACGAGAUUCCGGCCAGGUUGAGGACACUGCACAAUUUGGUGAUUCAGUACGCGUCGCAGGGUCGCUACGAGGUGGCGGUUCCGUUGUGCAAGCAAGCGUUGGAGGAUUUGGAGAAGACCAGUGGCCAUGACCAUCCGGAUGUGGCUACGAUGUUGAACAUUUUGGCGUUGGUUUACCGCGAUCAGAACAAGUAUAAGGAGGCGGCUAAUCUGCUGAACGAUGCGUUGGCCAUUCGUGAGAAGACGCUGGGGGAGAACCAUCCGGCGGUGGCGGCCACGUUGAACAAUUUGGCCGUGCUGUACGGGAAGCGUGGUAAGUACAAGGACGCGGAACCGCUGUGCAAGCGCGCGCUGGAGAUUCGCGAGAACGUGCUCGGCAAGAACCACCCGGAUGUGGCCAAGCAGCUCAACAAUCUGGCCCUGCUCUGCCAGAACCAGACCAAGUACGAGGAGGUCGAGAUUUACUACCAAAGAGCGCUCGAAAUCUACGAGAUGAAGCUCGGUCCGGACGAUCCGAACGUGGCCAAGACCAAGAACAAUCUGGCCAGCUGCUACCUGAAGCAGGGCAAGUACAAGGAGGCGGAAGUGCUGUACAAGCAGGUGCUGACGCGGGCCCACGAGCGCGAGUUUGGCACCAUCAACGGCGAGAACAAACCGAUCUGGCAGGUGGCGGAGGAGCGCGAAGAGAACAAGCUAAAAAACCGCGAGAACACCCCGUACGGCGAGUACGGGGGUUGGCACAAGGCGGCCAAGGUCGACUCGCCGACGGUCACGGUGACGCUCAAGAAUCUCGGCGCGCUGUACAGACGCCAGGGCAAGUACGAGGCGGCGGACACGCUCGAGGAUUGCGCCCUGCGGAGCAAGAAGGAAGCGCUGGAUCUGGCCAAGCAGAGCAAGGUCGCGAAAAUUCUGGGCGUCCCCGAGGGCAUCGGUGGUGGUGGCGGUGGCCGUCAAAAGAUGAAGGACAGCGACAAGGAUGACGACGAGUCGGUGCGAAGGACCCCGAAGCAGUAAGGGGGUGCCUUCCGCGCGAUAUCGAGUUUGCAAUGUUAGAGACUAUGGUUUAUUCGCAUUAAUAAGUAUUUAUAUGUAUACACACACA
This is a messenger RNA of Culex pipiens pallens (northern house mosquito), 1898 nucleotides long. RefSeq names its product kinesin light chain (gene Klc). Gene Ontology annotation, biological process: microtubule-based movement. The record is from RefSeq and is a predicted model, not a curated record. The coding region runs from base 260 to 1810 and encodes 516 amino acids. Lineage: Eukaryota; Metazoa; Arthropoda; Insecta; Diptera; Culicidae. Gene Ontology annotation, molecular function: kinesin binding. Gene Ontology annotation, cellular component: membrane-bounded organelle; cytoplasm; kinesin complex. The transcript has 2 exons.